Tinamus guttatus (white-throated tinamou) is the source of this 1481-nucleotide messenger RNA. NCBI's taxonomy places the organism in Eukaryota, Metazoa, Chordata, Aves, Tinamiformes, Tinamidae. The record is from RefSeq and is a predicted model, not a curated record.
AUGGACUUGGAGAAGACUUUGGACAAGAAAUGGUCACUUGUGAGCACUCGGAGACCUUCUGAACUGACUUUGGAUGGUCUCAAACUUGCAUUUGGGCAGAGAUUUAGAAAUCUGACCGACGAAGCAGCACAGGUGAAAAGGAGGAAGAUGGCUGACAAGGUCCUGCCACAGAGGAUCCGGGAGCUGGUCCCAGAGUCCCAGGCUUACAUGGACCUCCUCGCCUUUGAGCGCAAACUGGACCAAACCAUCGCUCGGAAGAGGAUGGAGAUUCAGGAGGCCAUUAAGAAGCCGCUGACGCAAAAGCGGAAGCUGAGGAUUUACAUCUCCAACACCUUCACCCCAGCCAAAGAAGAAGGGGAGGGCGGGGAGCGCGUGGCCUCCUGGGAGCUGCGUGUGGAGGGGAAAUUGCUGGAGGACCCGAGCAAGCAGAAGAGGAAGUUCUCCUCCUUUUUCAAGAGCCUCGUCAUCGAGCUGGACAAGGAGCUGUAUGGGCCAGACAACCACCUGGUGGAGUGGCACCGGCUGCCCACAACGCAGGAGACCGAUGGCUUCCAAGUGAAGCGUCCUGGCGACGUCAAUGUGAAGUGCACCCUGCUGCUCAUGCUGGAUCACCAGCCCCCGCAGUACAAACUGGACCCUCGCCUGGCCCGCCUGCUCGGGGUGCACACCCAGACCCGCGCCAGCAUCAUGCAGGCGCUCUGGCUCUACAUCAAGCACAACAAGCUGCAGGACAGUCACGAGAAGGAGUACAUCAACUGCAACCGCUACUUCCGCCAGAUCUUCAACUGCGUCCGCAUGCGCUUCUCGGAGAUCCCCAUGAAGCUGGCAGGGCUCCUGCAGCACCCAGAUCCCAUCAUCAUCAACCACACCAUCAGCGUGGACCCCAAUGACCAGAAGAAGACGGCCUGCUACGACAUCGAUGUGGAGGUGGACGACCCCCUCAAAGCUCAGAUGAGCAACUUCCUGGCCUCCACCACCAACCAGCAGGAGAUCGCCUCCCUGGAUGCCAAGAUCCAUGAGACCAUCGAAUCCAUCAACCAGCUGAAGACGCAGCGGGAUUUCAUGCUGAGCUUCAGCAACAACCCCCAGGAAUUCAUCCAGGAAUGGAUCAAAUCCCAGAGGAGGGACCUUAAGAUCAUAACGGACGUCAUCGGGAACCCUGAGGAGGAGAGACGAGCCGAGUUCUACCAGCAGCCCUGGGCGCAAGAGGCUGUGGGGAGACACAUCUUCGCCAAGGUCCAGCAGCGCCGGCAGGAACUGGAACAAGUGCUCGGGAUCCGCCUCACCUAAGGGACGGGCUCGGGAGCUCCUCUGCUCUCCCGGCCGCCUGAGCCCCGGGCUACUUCUUACUGGAAUCAAAUACAGCACUUGCACAAAGCCUACGUGCCUGCAGGGAGUCGGAGCCACUCGCACCCCGGGCUCCCCUCGGCCAGGAAGCUCUAGCCAAAGGCAGAGCAGUUGGAGGGUCCCCUGGUCCCCCG